AUGGCUAAGGAACUUGCGUCCAAGGCUCAAGAGGCUUUCGUAGACGACGACUUCGAAAUUGCUGUUGACUUGUACUCCAAAGCCAUUGACUUGGAUCCUAAUUGCGCCGAUUUCUUCGCCGAUCGAGCUCAGGCCAACAUCAAACUCCAAAACUUCACUGAAGCCGUGGCAGAUGCGAACAAAGCAAUUGAGCUGGAUCCUUCAUUGACCAAAGCUUACCUAAGAAAGGGAACUGCUUGUAUGAAGCUUGAAGAGUAUAAAACUGCUAAAACAGCUCUUGAAAAGGGUGCUUCCAUUGCUCCUAGUGAUGCCAAGUUUAAGAAGUUGAUAGAUGAAUGCGAUCUCCAAAUCGCAGAGGAAGAGAAAGAUUUGGUCCAGCCUGUGCCAGUAUCGGAACUUGAUCUUACCCCUGCGCCUGCAGCAGCACCAGCUAAAGCCAAGUUCAGACACGAGCACUACCAAAGUCCGGAAGAAGUUGUGGUGACUGUUUUCGCCAAAAAGAUCCCCAAGGAGAAUGUUAAUGUCGAAUUCGGUGAACAAAUUCUGAGUGUUGUCAUUGAAGUUCCUGGAGAGGAGACUUAUUACCUUCAGCCGAGAUUGUUCGCAAAGAUCAUACCAGAGAAGUGCAGAUAUGAAGUGUUGUCGACCAAAGUUGAGAUUCGACUUGCGAAAGCUGAUGUAAUCACAUGGCCUUCCCUUGAACAUGGCAAAGGACCAGCUGUUUUGCCAAAGCCUAAUGUCUCAUCAGGGGUUUCGCAGAGGCCGGCUUAUCCAUCUUCCAAGAAAGUUAAGGACUGGGACAAGCUGGAAGCUGAAUUGAAGAAACAGGAGAAGGAUGAGAAGCUGGAAGGAGACGCAGGUUUGAACAAAUUCUUCCGUGAUAUAUACCAGAGCUCGGAUGAGGACAUGAGGAGAGCCAUGAGCAAAUCAUUUGUGGAAUCGAAUGGGACAGUGCUGUCGACGAACUGGAAAGAGGUUGGGACGAAGACAAUCGAGAGCACUCCUCCGGAUGGCAUGGAGCUCAAGAAAUGGGAGAUCUGA
Molecule: messenger RNA, 1041 nt
Organism: Microthlaspi erraticum
Lineage: Eukaryota; Viridiplantae; Streptophyta; Magnoliopsida; Brassicales; Brassicaceae
Source: the annotation of a GenBank genome assembly